GGAUCGGAUGAGUGGCACAAGCAGCGCAAGGAGAGCCACAAGGAGGUGGAGCGGCGUCGGCGAGAGGUGAUCAACCAGGGAAUUGAUCGGUUGGCGGAGCUGGUGCCGAGCGCAGAGAAGAACAAGGGCCGCAUCCUGGCCCAGGCCGUUGACUACAUCCACCGUCUGAAGGCGACUGAGGCAAAGAACAUUGAGAAGUGGACGAUCGAGAAGCUGCUGGCAGACCAGGCGAUUUCGGAGCUGACGAGCCAGAACGAGCAGCUCAAG
Linderina pennispora is the source of this 267-nucleotide messenger RNA. RefSeq lists its product as uncharacterized. The transcript has a single exon. Gene Ontology annotation, cellular component: nucleus. The annotation marks the transcript as partial. The record is from RefSeq and is a predicted model, not a curated record. Lineage: Eukaryota; Fungi; Kickxellomycota; Kickxellomycetes; Kickxellales; Kickxellaceae. Gene Ontology annotation, molecular function: DNA-binding transcription factor activity; protein dimerization activity.